AGCUGUUUCUCCAGAGACUGUAGAAAACGUCCAGUGGCUUUGACAAACAGUCAGUUAAUAUGAAGGACUUCUACUGGAACUGAGCGACUCCCAUGUCCAUUAGAGUCAGGUCAUCACAUCUGGAUCCUUCCAGACCUGUUAGUAAGUCUGGAGCUAGCUUUCACCAUGUGUGAGUCAGUCCAGGUGUAAAUCAGUCCAAGUCAGAGACUCGGCUCAGACCUGAAAUCAGCUGUUGUUGAGUGACAAGUCAGAUCCUCCAGUUUUUACUGGCUCCUACUAAAUGGAUCAACAUGGACAUUAAUGAAGCAGCAGAAUGAAUGUUGACGACCUGUAGCUCCGAGCUGAGCAGCAGCAGAUGGGACAUAUUGAUCACUGAUUGGUAUUGAUUGUUGUGACCCAGUGAAAUAACAGCUGGAACAUUGUGACAUUUACACCUGGUUCUUCACAAACUAUCUGAUUGAUAAUGGAGCUCCUGAUUCACAGCUCUGAGCUCAGUGAGCUGCAGGUAUUGAUCUGAUCAGAAACGUUAGAAUAACAGAAGGACAAAGUGGCUCUGCUCAUUGAUUAGGACACAUCUGAUUGGAUUAUCAAUGACUUCAUCUAAAUGCUUUAUUCUUUAUUCAGACUGUGGGAGUGCAGUUUGUCAGAAUCCAGCUGUGCUUCUCUGACCUCAGCUCUGAAGUCCAACCCCUCCCAUCUGAGAAAACUGGACCUGAGUGGAAACGACCUGCAGGAUCCAGGAGUGAAGCAGCUGUGUGGUUUUCUGGAGAGUCCACACUGUCAACUGGAGACUCUGAGACUGGAGAAGUGCAGUUUGUCAGAGACCAGCUGUGCUUCUCUGGCCUCAGCUCUGAAGUCCAACCCCUCCCAUCUGAGAGAACUGGACCUGAGUGACAACAAUCUGCAGGAUCCAGGAGUGAAGCAGCUGUGUGAUCUAGUGCAGAGUCCACACUGUCGACUGGAGACUCUGAGGUACGGCCAGGGCUGGGACUGGGAGGUUAAAUCUUCCAUAGACAAAUCAUGUGAGUAGUGACACUGUGUCUCCUCUUCAUCAAACCUUCAUCAAUAAACUCUGAUCUUAAAAUGAGCCUGAGCUCAUUUCAUCCCAACAAUCUGUAUCA
Molecule: messenger RNA, 1121 nt
Organism: Monopterus albus (swamp eel)
Lineage: Eukaryota; Metazoa; Chordata; Actinopteri; Synbranchiformes; Synbranchidae
Product: ribonuclease inhibitor-like
Exons: 3
Coding region: 605-1030 (141 amino acids)
Molecular function (GO): protein binding
Source: RefSeq, a predicted model, not a curated record